CUCUCACUCUCUCACCUCACCCUCUCCUCCACAUCGCUCUCUUCUUCUUCAUCUUCUUCAACCACAAAUAUCUGUGUGUGUCCUCCUCCAUCAUGGGAUUCCCGGUGGGUUACACGGACCUUAUCUUCCCCAAGAUAUUCCUCCAUGUCCUCUCUCUCCUGGGUUUCAUCAGAAAGCUCAUCACCAUUCUGUUUCGCUGCCUGGGUCUCCACGAUUUUCUCGAACCCGACAUUGCUUGGCCCCACCCGGUACCCGAAUUCCACUCCGUGUCGGCCAUGCUGAUCCUGGAAAUCCUGCCGGUGGGCAAGUUCUCGGACCUGGUGGACCCGCCGGACAGCUGCGCCGUGUGUCUUUACGAGUUUGAGGCGGACGACGAGAUCAGGCGGCUCACCAAUUGCAGGCACGUAUAUCACCGGGGAUGUCUGGACCGUUGGAUGGGGUACGAUCAGAGAACGUGUCCCUUGUGCAGAACACCUUUCAUACCUCACGAUAUGCAAGCCGCCUUCAAUGAUAGGCUCUGGGCUGCUUCUGGCAUUCCUGAAUUCUACGCUGAUUCUGAAGAUUACCCCCAUCUUUCUGCUUUUUAGUUCUGCAGAUUCUUCUCAUUCUUCUCUUCUCUGUUUGUUUGUUUGUUUUUUUGUUAGUCCUUAGGCUUUACAGCAUGAAAACCUUGAGAAAAAAAAAGGAAAAUUGUACCCUUGAGAUAUCUGUAUAUAUACAGAAGGAAAGAGAAAUCCCAAGCGGAGUCUCUGUAGUUAGAUGAAUUUAUAAAGGUGAUUCUGGUUUCAGA
This is a messenger RNA of Prosopis cineraria, 790 nucleotides long. RefSeq names its product brassinosteroid-responsive RING protein 1-like. Gene Ontology annotation, biological process: protein ubiquitination. The record is from RefSeq and is a predicted model, not a curated record. Gene Ontology annotation, molecular function: ubiquitin protein ligase activity. The transcript has a single exon. Bases 93 to 587 code for a protein of 164 amino acids. NCBI's taxonomy places the organism in Eukaryota, Viridiplantae, Streptophyta, Magnoliopsida, Fabales, Fabaceae.